AUGCUGCAGGCACUUACUGGACUACAGUUUCAGCUCAGAGGAAAGCUACAGGAUCAAAAGUGGCCAGACAAGCACCCUCGAGAAGAAGCCCAUGCACAUUAUUCAGAGUGUCAUAUGCCAGUUUCACAGUAUCCUGCGUUCAAUGGAUUUUUUCCAAUGGGAACACACUUUUCAUCAGACAAAGCUCCAGCAAUCUCAGAGGUACAAACACACUUGGAAAAUCAGUCUAGAUACCACAUACAGCAGAGCCAGAGGCACCAGGUGAAGCAGUACCUGACCCUCGACACCAAGCUGUCCAGCCAGGCGCUGUCGCACGCAGCGCAGCCGCUGGGGGUGGCCUCCAUCCUGCGGGGCGGCCCCAUGGCCCCCGCCAGCGCCGGGGACAGCCCGGUCACCAAGCUGCUGGCCCUCGGGGGCCAACACGAGAAUGCGAUGGAAGAAGUUAUUGAAGACAUAAUCAAUAUGGAAUCAAAUUUUAAUGAUGAAGGGAUAGGUUGUUCUGAAACUCCUUUACUAAUGCAAAGAACUCUAUCUAGCAGCAUUUUGGAUAUAUAUAACAGUGACCAGGGAAUGGCACCAGCUAAUAUGGGUCUCACAAAUGCUUCUUGCCCAGCUAAUCUACCAGUAAAAAGGGAGCUCACAGAAGCAGAUACAAGAGCAAUGGCAAAGGAGAGACAAAAAAAGGAUAACCACAAUCUCAUUGAGAGAAGAAGAAGGUAUAAUAUUAAUUACCGAAUCAAGGAGCUUGGCACACUCAUCCCCAAGUCUAAUGAUCCUGAUAUGCGCUGGAACAAAGGAACUAUUUUAAAAGCAUCGGUGGAGUACAUCAAGUGGCUACAAAAAGAACAACAGAGAGCCAGAGAAUUAGAACACAGGCAGAAGAAAUUAGAGCAUGCUAACAGAAGACUUCUGCUCCGAAUUCAGGAAUUGGAGAUCCAGGCACGUGCACACGGCCUUCCAGUCAUGUCUUCGCUCAGUGCUGUCGAUUUAGCCGCACAAGUCAUCAAGCAACAGUCUUAUCCAGAGGAGAACUCUGUAGACUACUCUCAACAAAUGCCUCUGGUACAUGGACAAAAUUCUGAUGUCUGCGAUGGAUCUACAGCCUUUUCUGAUCCCCUUUCUCACUUCACGGAUUUGUCCUUCAGCGCAGCUUUAAAAGAAGAACAACGACUAGAGGAAAUUUUAUUGGACGACACAGUGUCACCAUUUGGAACAGACCCACUCUUGUCCUCCACAUCUCCAGCUGCAUCAAAAGAGAGCAGCAGGAGAAGCAGCUUUAGCACAGAUGAUGGAGAUGAUUUAUAA
Messenger RNA from Agelaius phoeniceus (red-winged blackbird), 1305 nucleotides. The record is from RefSeq and is a predicted model, not a curated record. NCBI's taxonomy places the organism in Eukaryota, Metazoa, Chordata, Aves, Passeriformes, Icteridae.